AUGGCUUCUGCCAAGGGUUUGAACCCUUUUGCCGCUGAGUUCGUCAAACCUCAAAGCUCGAGUUUCUCAAAAAAAGACUAUUCAACGCUCAACCCUUAUGCCUCAUCCUUUUACUGCUUCUCAAAUGUUCUACCGGCACCCACAGGCUUCCCAAGUACCCCCAUCACUUACUCUCUCCCCUUCCCCACCGAUUUUCAAUACCCAACUCAUUUUGAGCACCAUGUGCUUCCGGCAAUCCAGUCGGUUCAUAAGGCUGUGUCUGAUCAGCCAGAGCUGGUUGAAGUGCAGCAACCAGCUCAUGACCUUGUUGCGCAGGAAGCUAACCAAAAAUUUGUGCCUCCAAAAGUUCCGAGGAUUCGUGGCUCCAAAGGAAGGUAUAGGAGGUAUAGCCGAUUCUUUGAUCAGCAAAUCGGAAGAAGAAGCAGUACUAGUACAGAGAAGCAGGAGGGUACAGAGAAGCAGGAGGGGAAGCCUGCUUUGAAGUCGACUGAUGAGAAGAAGCUUCCAAAGAAAUUUAUUGAUUACAAUUGGAGUGUGCCCAGGAGGAUGGUGAAGAGAUCCUCCAACGUGCUGCCGGUGAGAAAAGACGGUGACGGCACCACCGUCAUGAUUAGAAACAUACCCAAUAAGUACUCUCGUGAUCUGUUGAUGACUUUUCUGGACAAGCACUGUGCGAAUGAGAAUCGGAAAUCUGACGGAGGAGAAGAAUCGGAAUCGGCCUUUGAUUUCUUGUAUCUGCCUAUUGAUUUUUGGUACACAUGCGUGCACUUUAUUGAUCACAUUGUUCAAUGCAUGUUUACCUAUGCCAUAAAUGAUAUAGAGAUAUUAAUGCGUGCGUUUUUCGACUAUGGAAAACUCAGGACUGGGAUGAACAAGGGCUAUGCAUUUGUAAACUUUACAAAACCAAAAGCUGUGUGGAAGUUUUACUUGGCCGCUCAUAGCCAGACAUGGGAGUCGUUCCACUCCAACAAGAUUCGAGAAAUCGCCUACGCUCGAAUCCAGGGGAAGAAGGACUUGGUUCAACAUUUUGAGACAAUGGGGUUUCCUUGUGAGUCGGAGGACGUGCUGCCGGUGUGUUUCAGUCCACCGCGGAACGGAUCAGAGAAGUUGGUGGAGAGGAGAUAUGUUGGGAAGCUUGAAGGAUGGGAAGGGAUUGGAUUGAGUCGACAGGCUGCAGGAACUUGGAGGAAGGUGAAGGAAGGAAGCUCAGCUAGGUCAUGA
This is a messenger RNA of Rosa rugosa (rugosa rose), 1221 nucleotides long. RefSeq lists its product as uncharacterized. The record is from RefSeq and is a predicted model, not a curated record. Lineage: Eukaryota; Viridiplantae; Streptophyta; Magnoliopsida; Rosales; Rosaceae. Bases 1 to 1221 code for a protein of 406 amino acids. The transcript has 4 exons.